GAAUGAAAAACAGUACAUUUACAGUGGAAAUAAAAAUGUGUAUUUGAUAUAUUUAUAUUUAUCAUUCAACACGAAAUAGUGAAUAAUAUUUAUAUCACAUGCACUGUUAGUACUGAAGUUACAAAAUAAAGUAAUAAUUGGAAAAAUGACCAUGUUAGCUAGUACGUCUUGGGAAGAGCUGCGGAAGCAAGCUCGUCUACUAGAAAAUGACAUAGAUGUAAAACUGGUGGCAUUUAGUAAACUUGGUGUGAGUACCACAUCUAGCCUGAGUUCGGAGACUGUUCCUCUGAUCAAUAGUGAAGAUAUGUUUGAUACAAUGUCUAUGGAAUUGCAGCAAUUAUUAAACAAGCUCUCAUCAAUUAACGACAAAAUGGCGGAUUUGGCACCGAGUGGCGCUGCUACGAUGCACACGAUAAAGAGACACAGAGAAAUACUUAUGGACUACCAACAAGAGUUCACAAAGACAUCUGCCCGGGUUAACGCACGGCGAGAACGCGAGGAACUGCUACGCGGUAGCAGUCCUCCGCCUGCUGCCGGCCUCAACCGCCGUGAUCAGUACAAUAAAGAAGCCAAUCAUUUGCACAGUUCUCACAUACUAGUAGAUGAACAGAUCAAUAUAGCGAUGGAAGCCCGCGAGCACCUCGCGUCACAGCGACAGACCUUCAAGCGGAUGCAGACACGGUUCAACGACAUCACAAACAGAUUUCCAAUGCUGAACAGUCUCAUCUACCGAAUUAACGCCCGCAAACGGCGCGACUCCCUGAUAUUAGGCAUCGUGGUCGCCAUCUGCACAUUCCUGCUUCUAUUGUACGCAUUCCAUUGACUUUGAACGGCAGAAACUUACGUGAUAAAUGGAUAUUUAGAUAAUAUUGAAAUGUUACUAUAAUCAAUAGGGUUGAUUUUAAAAUUUUAUUAUUUUAUCAUUAGUAUACUAACACUGUGGACCUGGACAUGAAGUAAAAAAUAGCAAAGUGACACGCAUCAACGUAGUGCAUUUCUAUAAAAUAACAUUUACCGAAAUUUCUUUCCAACUGUUCACAGCGGCGGUACACUAAUGGAGUCAAAUUCUCUAAUUUUAAACUUAUUAAUACUAAAUUCUUUUAACACCACUAUUUGAAAAGCAGUAAAAGAAUACAUCAAUAGGUUUUGAUUAGCAUUCGCAUAAGAAAUAAUUAAACACCGACGCUGUCUCGUUCUGUGUAAUGUAUGCAGUAGCGAUAACGAAUCUAUCGAUAUAUCCGUUUACAACUUUUUUAAUGAGAUGUAAUACUUUAACUGAUGAGAUGAGAUGUAAUACUUUCAGGUAUAAAUUAGGCUCUAUCACAGAUAAUUAACAUGAUUACUAGAAGCUUUAUUGAGCCUAAUUUAAAACUUUAAAUUGGUAUACGAACUGAAUUCAGUUACGGCUUCAUUUAAUUCAACUAUUACAUUUCAGAAUUGGACUAUCUAUUUGUCGGAAAUUAGUGAAUUUUAGUGAAAGAUUGAUGCAGAGAAUGUGUUUACAGAAUCGAUCCUAUUCUAAAUCUAUAUAAAUAAUUUAUAUCAAAAUAAAUAACAUGGUAAUCAUUUCAUAUUUUAUCCAAGUGGCUUUGUGCAGAAAUAUAGCUUUAUUUGAUAUUAUUAUAUUAUUCUUUUAAUAACAAGUUGGGAAGCCAUUUCAGAUAUGGUGUAACAUUUAAUAUAUAUAAUAUACAAAAAAUCAAAUCUUUCUCAUUAUAAAAUAGAGAUAUUUUGAUUUUUUGUUUGUAAUGGACAAACACAGAAAAUAUUUAACCGGUUUUAAUAAUUCUUUCACCUAUAGAAAGCUACAUUACCAGCGAGUGACAUGGGCUUAAUUUGUGUUGUUUUAUUUAAAAAAAUCGUAUAAAUUCAGGGUGUGUCACUAGUAUAAUAAUAAUAAUAAUGCAAUUUUAAACUGUGAUUGAACAAUGAAAUAUAAGUAUUUACUUUUCAAACAAAUAAUAAUAAAGUUAUGUGAGCAAAAGGUAUUUAUGAUGUAACAUUAUAAAAGAUAUAAAAUUUAAACAUUAGAAAUAUAAAAACAGCUAUUUUUUUGUAAUAUAGUACUGAUUGGGGAUCAGAGAAGGUAGAAACAAAUUUAUGGUUAAACGUUUCCUAAGCAUACUUUAUAUUUUAAUGCAGAGGUGCCCAGACUUUUUCUCAUAGACCUUCAAAGACUUAAAAAUUACCUGGUCCCGGUGAACCUCCUUCAUCAACAUUUCUACCAAGUUGCUAAAACUCGACAAAAAAUGUGAAUAUUGGAUCAAACUAUGGCAAUUUGCGUUGCGGCUGAGUUCCAACCACGAAUUAAUAGUUUUAGAAAAAAGUGAAAAUUAAUUGAUUGUGCUGUGAGUGAAUGUGAAUAAAGUAAAAUUGGUCAAUCAAAAGAGUGAUUCCAUUCAACUUUUUUGACAUCUAUUCACAGUACAAAGAACCAAUCAGUUCUCAUUUAUUUAGAAUUGGAGUGGUAAAAUCCCCAUUUGGAGUGGUAAAAAUAAAAAAAAAAGUGUAUUUUUGCGUUGUAUAUAUUCAAAUGUGUAAUUAAUAAACUAUUAAUUAUUAUCAUAUUACAUUGUAAUAUGAUUGAAUUUUCGUGGACCCUGGACCACUUUGGGAACUAAGGUUUUAAUGUAAUAAUUAGUCAAUAGCUCGCGCUCGUGAUUAAGGAUCACGAAUUGAUCCCGAAACUAGUUGAGCUUUCUCGAUCUAAUUACACGCAAGUUAAAUCGAUAGUUAUUACAUUAAAAUUAUUUAUACAACUUUGUAACAUGACAAUGUAUAACACCUUGUAUAAGUGUCACAGUAAAAAUGAAUCAUUGGGAUACUAUCGACUGACUACUGUUAAACCUGAUUUAAAACAGUUAUUUGACUAUUUUCCAUCAAAAGUACUUGGUUGUCUCAUCAUAUAUUUGUGUAUAAUAUAAAGUAUUUCUAUAUCUCUUUAUAAGCCUAAAUAAUUAAUAUAAGGACGUAAACUGUAAAUAUUCUGAUGUAACUGUUUAUUAUAAUAAAACAAUACUAUUUAUUUUUA
Galleria mellonella (greater wax moth) is the source of this 3031-nucleotide messenger RNA. It is a transcript of the gene Gos28, whose product is annotated as Golgi SNAP receptor complex member 1. Gene Ontology annotation, biological process: endoplasmic reticulum to Golgi vesicle-mediated transport; vesicle fusion. The coding region runs from base 146 to 823 and encodes 225 amino acids. NCBI's taxonomy places the organism in Eukaryota, Metazoa, Arthropoda, Insecta, Lepidoptera, Pyralidae. Gene Ontology annotation, cellular component: Golgi membrane; cis-Golgi network; Golgi medial cisterna. Gene Ontology annotation, molecular function: SNAP receptor activity. The record is from RefSeq and is a predicted model, not a curated record. The transcript is spliced from 6 exons.